AUCCGGUUGUAACUCACAACUCAUUAGUACACGAGACCUCUCACUCUCGAGGAGUCGCUAAUAUCGUUGAUCAAUUGAAGUUUAUCAGUCUCGUGUCAUCAACUAGUCACGUCAACUCAUCACUAUUAAUUAAACUCUUUCUCUCUCCCACAAGUGUUGAAGCUUUAUCUCUUUCUUUAUUUCUCUGUCUCUCGUCUUAUCAAUCAGUCACCAUCACUUAUCAGUGUAUGAAUUAUUACAUUAUGUCUUCACUGCACCUUGUUAAUAUAACUGUGGCUGUUAGAUCAUCAUUUAAAAUCCUACUUCCUUGGACUAUUCUUCAUGUACCAAAAGAAGAAGACACUAUUAGUGAUUUCUUUUCCAACUCUGUAAGAGCUCGUCUCACUGAUGUCCAAUAUGAACUUGACUCAGCAUUUAUUGGUCGUGAUAAAGAAAUGCUUGACAAUGUAGAUAUUAACCUGCCAGUUGUAGCAGUUAUUACUUCAUUUGGACACUAUAUUAAAUAUAUUGUCACUUGUGCUGCCACUUCUACUGGUUUAAAUAGUGAAGAAUGCAUUCCAAAUGAAGAUGCAGGUCUUCUAUCUGUGUGUAUUGUGCUGUGGAUCAACCCUUCACAGAUGAAAAAAAUACCCGCAAUGUAUGUAAAAGAAGCCAUCUAUUACAAAAAGCAUUUGCUAUGAUUGCAAUGGUUUUGUGGUUAAUAACAAUGAAUAAUGUUAAUAAUGAAUAUUUUAUCUUAUAAUUAAAAUUGCGCCCGCCCGCGUCAGUGCCGCGUGUGCAAGGGGAAACUAUAAAUUUAAUUGGAGUGGCCUAACGGACACUGGAAUACAAUUUGUGAUAAUGCUGAUGAUGAUAAUGAUGCUACUUAUGGUUAUAUUCCUGAUGUGGUCUGUCAUCAGUUAGGCUAUACUGGUGGUGAAUCUAGUGACUUUAACUAUGGAUAUGAUGAACUUAAGGUUGGAUUUUAUGAUAUGUCCUGCAAGAAGAAUUAUUUAGUCAUACUGCAGUGUAGCUAUAAAACUGGUGCUUUGCCUUCUAAUUGUAAUAGUGAUAGUACUAUUAAAAUAAAAUGUUAUCUUACUAGAAUAUGGGACAGAGCACCAUAUUCUGGCAUGGUACGUCUAGUGAACAGUAGUUAUACAGGUCAAGGUAUAGUUGAAGUCUAUUGUCAUGGAAAGUGGGGAGUGGUUUGCAAUAAAGCUAGAUCUAGCUCUGAAAGUUUUGCUCGAACUGCUUGUAACCAGCUCGGGUAUAAUUCACUUGUUGAUCGCGACUAUAGUACACAAUUCUCAAACGCGUUUUUUGCAUCAAUAAAAGAAACUGAUGGUUGUGGUGAUAAUGAUGGUGAUUUCAAGAAAUGCAUAAAAGAUUGUGCAAGUUGUGAUGAUAAUAUUGACUCAUGUGACAAUGGUAUUUUAAAUGUGACUUGCAAGUAUGACAAAGGUACUGCUGCAAAUCAUGGUAACAAAAUGGGUGCCUGUUCCCCUAUAAAUUUAUAUCCUGGGAAACUUGCAGUGACUGCAUUGGUUUUGAUCCUGUUCCUUUAUCUUUACUUUAUCACUCGUUUCUGCAUUAGAAUUAUUACCAUUUGGUGUAGGAGGAGAAGAGGGCAACGGCAACCACUUCUUGAAGUAAAUGAUAAUAAUGAAGACAACAAUAACAAUAAUAAGUGUAGGGUUUGUUGUAGUGUUAUUUGUGAUAUUUUCUGCUGUAACUAAACAACUACUGAAUAAGUAGAAGUGCAGCAGACUUUUUGUAUUUUUUGUACGAUGUAAUUAUGUUGCAUCUA
Amphimedon queenslandica is the source of this 1789-nucleotide messenger RNA. Its product is annotated as deleted in malignant brain tumors 1 protein-like. NCBI's taxonomy places the organism in Eukaryota, Metazoa, Porifera, Demospongiae, Haplosclerida, Niphatidae. Gene Ontology annotation, cellular component: membrane. The record is from RefSeq and is a predicted model, not a curated record. The transcript has 6 exons. The coding region runs from base 972 to 1718 and encodes 248 amino acids.